Gigantopelta aegis is the source of this 6701-nucleotide messenger RNA. RefSeq names its product sorting nexin-2-like. Gene Ontology annotation, cellular component: endosome; endosome membrane. The transcript is spliced from 13 exons. NCBI's taxonomy places the organism in Eukaryota, Metazoa, Mollusca, Gastropoda, Neomphalida, Peltospiridae. Bases 82 to 1677 code for a protein of 531 amino acids. Gene Ontology annotation, biological process: early endosome to Golgi transport. Gene Ontology annotation, molecular function: phosphatidylinositol binding. The record is from RefSeq and is a predicted model, not a curated record.
CUUAAUCGAAGAGCAAUAACUCCAAUUUGCAUACGAUCAAAGGGACGUAACUUUUGCAUUAGCUAUCACGUGACAACAAAGAUGGCGGACGGUGUUGAACCACCCCCAAUGGAUGAGGAAGAGGAUCAAAAGAGUGAUGACGAGUUGUUUCCCGAGACCAAAAAAAAAAUACAACCGAAUUUAAACUCUGAGGACCUGUUUGCUGAUGAACCCCCAAGUCUGCCUGUCACAACAGAUAAAGCACACGUGAACAACACAGAGGAUGAUCUGUUCGGCAGUACUGCUGCCAACACUGAGGUGAAGUUAGAUGAUUCCGAUGAAGAGGAGGAAGUUCCUCCUGUAGCCAGUGCACCGGAACCAGAACCUUCUAAAGCUGAUGCUCCUGUACUGGAGGAAACUAAGAAAGAAGAAAAACCACCCGUUCUUGUGUCUCACUCCUCCACCGCGGUAUCCAAAAGUUCCGGGGAUGCCAGACAAUCAAAGGAUGAGCCUGAGGAAGAGGAAACUGACCAGUUCACAAUGGAAAUCAGUGUUAUCGACCCAUGCAAGAUGGGAGACGGCAUGGGCGCCUACAUGGUGUAUAAAGUAAAAACCAAGACAAGCAUUCCAGCUUUCCGAAAACCCGAACUUGUGGUUACUCGGCGAUUUAGUGAUUUCCUUGGUUUACAUUCAAGAUUACAAGAGAAGCACGCUCACUUGGGAAUCAUCGUACCCCCAGCUCCUGAAAAAAGUGUUCUUGGAAUGACAAAAAUUAAGAUGUCUAAAGAAGAAUCAGGAUCAUCAGAUUUUGUAGAAAGACGUAGAGCUGCUCUGGAACGAUAUCUGAGUAGAACAGCACAGCACCCAGUUCUGAGGACGGACCCUGACGUUCAGGAAUUCCUGGAGCGCGACGGCGACCUUCCUAAAUCAACGAGUACAUCGGCACUGAGUGGUGCCGGCGUCAUGAGGCUAUUCCACAAGAUGGGAGACGCUGUCGAGAAGAUCACUUUCAAAAUGGACGAAAACGAUGAGUGGACCUACGAGAUGCAGUGGUUUGAGGAAAAACAACAACAGAUAGAAGCUUUGGAUCAACAGCUUCGUAAGCUCCAUGCCAGUGUCGAGGCCUUGUCGAUGCACAGGCGAGAGUUGAGUCUGUCGACGGCUGUGUUUGCCAAGAGUGCUGCGAUGCUGGGCAGCGUGGAGGAACACACGGCACUGUCGCGGGCUCUCUCCCAGCUGGCGGAGACCGAGGAGAAGAUUGAACAGCUGCACAAGGAGCAGGCCGAUAUGGAUUUUUUCACGAUGGCCGAGCUCAUGAAGGAUUACGUCUCUCUGCUCGGUGCCGUCAGGGAGGUGUUUCACGACCGUGUUAAAAUCUACAAGAACUGGAAGGAAGCGGAAUCCAUGCUCAUGAAGAAGAGAGACGCAAAAGCUAAACUUGAAAUUCAGCAUAAGUCGGAGAAGGUACCACAGGCCCAGCAAGAAAUCACAGAGUGGGAAGAGAAGGUAGAGAAGGGCCAGGAGGAAUUUGAGAAGAUGUCCAGUACUGUAAGGAAGGAGAUUGCUAGGUUUGAGAAAUACAGAGUGAUUGACUUUAAAAACAGUGUUGUUAAAUACCUGGAGGCUUUCAUGGAAGGCCAACAAAAGCUAAUCAAAUACUGGGAGGCCUUCUUGCCAGAAGCGAAAGCAAUAGCCUGAGAAAGUUGCUAUCUGACAUCACAAAAUUAUGUAUUUAUUAACAAAUGAUUAUAUAUUACCACAUUUUCCUGUCCAUGGUACCCUACAUAAUUAUGGUAGUUCACACCUUCUGCAGUCACUUUGAUCAAACUGUAAAUUGUUUUGUCACAGACAUUAAAUUGUUUUGCUAUAAAAUAGUCAAAGACUCCUUGUAGCACAAAGUAUUAAGUUCAUGUAGCACAGAGUAUUAAUUUCAUACAGCACAGUGCUAUGUUCCUGUAGCACAGAGUUAUAUUCUCGUCACACUGUUGUAUUUGUAGCACCGAUGUCAUGGCAGUGUCAUUUGUGUGGCAUCAUCACUUUGUAGCAAAGCUUAAAGCUUUGCUCACAUACACAUGAAUAGGAACCCGAUUAUGCAACAUGGGAUGGGAUCUGAUAAUCGCACGUAGUUUUCACAAACGUAUGGUUAUAAAUCCAAUACACAUACAGUAACAAGUGUUUCCAAAUAAAACUAGCACGAUACAGGUGUGUGUAUGUGCAGUGGGGGGGGGGGGGGGGGGGGGGGGGGGGGGGGGGGGGGGGGGGGGGGGGGGGGGGGUGGGGGGGGGGGGGGGUUUGGGGUUGAAAAUCUCCCCUGCUCAAAAGACCUUUUCUUUUCUUAAAAAUAUUUUUUUCUGGGGUCUCAUGACCUGAACCCCCAAAAAACUUUCCUCACCACUGUCUAUAGACCCCCUGCACAGGCGGAUCUAGGGGGCUCCCCCCCUAAAUUUUGCGAGUUAUAAUUUUAUUAUAUACAUGUAUUGUUUUUUUGUUUUUUUAUGAUCCCCUCCAAACCUCCCCCAAAGUUCCCUUGGCAUUCCACCUCAUGUCUUUGGGGCCCCCCCAUAAUGGAUUUUCUGGAUCCGCCACUUCCCUGCAUACUUUGGUGUCUGGAUAUAGCUUCAUGGGGUGAUUAAAAGAAUUACGGCCAUAUCUGUGUGCUUAUCAAGACAUACGAAAAACACCUCCACUGAAAACAACAGUUAGCGAUUCUUACCAUAUUCUUAUUCGUAUCCGUGUAUAUGUGGUCAUAGCUUUACUUUGGUAGCAUUGUUGUCUUUUUGUUGCAUUACCAUAAAAUGUAACAUCCGUGUAGCAGUGUUACGUUUUGUGGCUAUCGUUGUCAGUAUUGUAGGGAUAAUCGGAGAGGAAAAUCUUUGUGGAAUUUUCUAUUUCAGUGCUAUCUGAAAAACCCACUUCCUGUUCUUUGAUGAAACGCUGACAAAACCCCUUACUUUUCAUUAACCAAAGUUUUUUUCGAUUUGUUUCAUCCAAAACCAGUUUUAUGUUUAGAAAUUUAAUUUUUAUACAUUUGUCAGUCUGCAAAAGGUUCAACUUAAUGAAUGAGUUUGAGAUUUAUUUUGUUUUUAAAUAAAGGAACAGGUUUGUAAUAAAAGCAAUUAAUAUGGUACAUUACCACAUUAACCAAAAAAAAAAUAUUUAGAGGUUCUACAUUUUAUUUGUGUAUGAAUAUUAGAAACCUUCCAUUACAACCGUUGUUUUAACCCGUUAUUUUGUUUUUUAGUUCUGAAAUAAAGAUUUCAGUGCUACUUUAGUUUACUUAAAUGGUGAAGUGAAAUUAAGAUCCCUACUGGAAUAUGUAGAUUUACAGUAAACAUGUAACCCAUGAACCCACUUUGUAUAUAACAUGAGCUUUAUCAGGAUUAAACCUCUACCAAAUAGCACUUGUUUAACACUUCAAAUGUCCUGAUUGUUUUAAUAGGGUCAACAUCUGAAUUACAAUGAUAUACAUUGUUCUGGUGUGAUUUAAUGUUCCAUCUCAUGGUGUAUGUAUUUUUCACAUCCGAUAUUAGAUGUACAACUGUAACAUAAAUAUAUUAUUAAACAUGAUUAACCUAAAACUACUCUUGUUCCAUCUCAUUUUCCAAGUCCUUGGCAAGACUGAUGUGAAUUACUCAGAAAUGGUAGUUCUGUUUAAGAGCAUUGACCCUGUCUGACUGGGCGAAAAGCUGUCAAUUGGUAGGUGCUGCAGGUCCAUAGGACCUGGGGGUGGAGGAGAGGGUGUGUGGAUAAAUAUGCUUUUUAUCCUACUCAAUAUAAAGAUUAAAAUAUGGUUUGUGCCCUCCCUCCCCCCACUAGAACCAUGCCCCAUCCACUACAGAUUGUGCCCAAUCACUCCAGAACUGCCCACCCAGAGCAAGUUUUAAUGGUUCAGUGAGAAGGUUCUCUCUUGCUAACCAUCAACGGUUAACCUCUAACCCACCGUCAUGGAUUAACAGUCUGGAUAGCGGAGGUAUCAAUACAUGACAGCAUGCUUGAGCUACAAGAGGAGGCAGGGGACACUUUAUCCAAUAUGACAGUGCAAAUCACUGCAAAUUUCAGAGAUUGCUACACAAUUCUAAAAUGUUAAAUAGUAGUUGCUACUCAACUAUUGCUAAUGAAACUUUUGAACUGGAAAUGAUAAUAGUUCAAAAAUAAAUAAAGAUAUUGAAAGAAAGAAAUGGAUGAUCCAUCAUCCCAGGUGAACCUACAGCUGAGUAAGUGAGUGAAAGAUCACUGCAUCAGCUUAGGGGUAUUUAAUAUUCUGUUCUGGUGCACUAAAACAUACUCCUAAACGUUUCGAAGGAGCAAGAAAGUUUUGCUAAUGGAUUCCUGUGUUCAAAUCCCACACUACAUGUACCUCGCCUGGUGGUGUGAUGGGAAUGGAUUCUCAGCAGUUUGUGAACACAGUUUUGAAAAUACACAAACUUUUAUCACAAAUGUUCUCAGUGCAGUUGACUGAGUAACUGAGUAAUAGGACAAGGAAAGUCAGUGGUGUGAAUUUUCUUCACUUUAAAAAAAAAAAAAAAAUCAGAUUCCACCUUUUUUUCUUUUCUUUUUUUGCAUAAAAUAAGUUUUACAAAAUGUACGUAAUUUGAUUUGAAGUGCAGAAGAAUUUUCUUUAUUUGAAUGUGGUUUAGAAUUUACAGCUUUUAAAAGAUUAUUUAUAUUUUUAUUUUUGAUAAAAAUGUCUGGACGAUAUACUGGAACAUUAAUUAUGUACAUGUGUUUAUGCACAAAAAUUAAUGAAAUGACUAGUUAAUGGGCAUUAAAAUGCUUCACAAAUAUGAAUAAACCAUUAUCAUCAAAUAAUAGGCAUUAAAAUACUUCACAAAUAUGAAUAAACCAUUAUUAUCAUCAAAUAAUCGGCAUUAAAAUACUUCACAAAUAUGAAUAAACCAUUAUUAUCAUCAAAUAAUCGGCAUUAAAAUACUUCACAAAUAUGAAUAAACCAUUAUUAUCAUCAAAUAAUCAGCAUUAAAAUACUUCACAAAUAUGAAUAAACCAUUAUUAUCAUCAAAUAAUCGGCAUUAAAAUACUUCACAAAUAUGAAUAAACCAUUAUUAUCAUCAAAUAAUAGGCACUAAAAUACUUCACAAAUAUGAAUAGCCUAAACCAUUAUAAUAAAAUACUCCUUUUCUGAAACAUUUUUCUCUCAAGUUUUUUUUUUAACCUGUAGAAGUGUAUUUAAAAAAAAUGUACAUCCUUAUACAGAUGUAGGUUGGAUAAAACCAUUCAUAUGUGUACUCUUUUUAUUCAUAUAUAAGUGAUUGAUGUAUUUUUUUGGCAUUUAAUGCUGAUAAUGACAGGUUUUUUUUUUUUUUACUUCAUGGUGAUUGUGGUUAGUGAUUAAUUUCAGUGUUUUUGUUCUUAUGAAAGUUACUGUAGCUCUAUAAAAUUAUUUGUUAAUUUUGUAUAUUUGUACAGAUACAUGUACAUAUAAUAGAUCACUAUAUUUGUACAGAUACAUGUACAUAUAAUAGAUCACUUUAGUAAGCAUAUUAUGGAUAUCAUUGCUACAAGUUUGAUGUCAAACUCACAUAUGACUGCAUUCCUCAUAUCUGUUUGAACAAGCUCAUGAGAAAUUGCUAUAAUAUACAAAUUUCAUUUAAUUUCAACUUAUUUUUGUGCUUAUAUCCAAUUAAGGUUCAAGUCUGUUGUCUUGGGCACACACCUCAGCUAUCUGGGCUGUCUGUCCAGGUUAGUGAGAGAGAAGAGGGUGUAGUGGUCUUACACCUACCCAUUGAGUCGUUAAAUCUCGCUCUGGGUGGGAACCGGUACUGGGCUGCGAAACGUGUACCUACCAGCCUUGUGCCCGAUGCCUUUACCACAACACCAUCAAGGCCAGUGCAAAUGUAUAUAAAUUGGUCAUGGAAUUAAGUUUAAUAUGAUCAUCUUGGUAUUUUUGGUAAUGUGUUUUGUUCACCUUUUUUUUUUCAUCACGUCUACAUGUUUACAAGAGGCAAUUGGUCUUUAACUGUAAACUAAUUAGUCCUAAGAAAUUGUUGUCAAGAUGAAAUUUGUUUACAAUUCAAUAAUUCAACAACAGAAAUCAAAAGCACCAUAUUUACUUGGCCUAUACACAAGAUAACAAAUUAUUUUAAUUCAUAUGGUUGUCAUAGUAUUUAAUAGUAAUGAACCUAGUAACUGAAAGUACAUGUACUAACUUUUUUUUAAUAUUUCCUACCCAUAUCAGACUAAUAAAAAUUAACCUUUUGCCAUUUUAAAAAAAAAAAAAAAGCUAUUCCUGUAUAUAAGAUAAAAAUUAAAGUAACCCCCCCAAAAAAAAACCCACACCCCCACCUCCCCACCAAAAAAAAAAAAAAAAGCCACAGAAAACAACUAAACUAUUAGAUGGUAGUCUGAAUUUUAAUUAUUUUGUUUCUAUAAUCAUUACAUUCCAGACCAUUGUUAGUUAGAUAAAAAUUAAACUGUUAUUUAAAGCUACAUGUAGAUCAAUGUUUCAUGAUUUUAGAAUACCUACAUAUAUUUCGGUAUAAACCUCCACUAUGUGUGUUCGUGGAAAUUAGCUGAUGAUAAUUAAUAUAUUACCAUCUUUACAUAGUGUUGAACACAUGAAGAUAGAAUUAGAAGAUUUUUACUAUAUGUUCUGUAAUGAUCUGUUGGAAUAAUGUGUUUUUAGAAAAUGAAUACAUCAAUGUGACUUGAUUCUGUAAAAACCAAUGGGCAUUCAGAUGUAUUUGAAAUUAAAAAUAUCAACUUUA